AUGGAUGUUUCCGAAGAUCUAGCAAGGGAUUACCCUCCAAGAUUUUACCCUGAAGGGGCUUCUAUUUUUGAAAACAAAAGCAUUAAUACGAAUAGCCAUUUUUCUGAGAUCCCUCGACUUAGACAAGCAAUUGGAAUAGAUGUGUGGGAUAAUCUGAAGACGUAUCCUGUUGGAUUGAUUGCUAAACUGGCUGAGAGAAAAUUGGUGUGGUCUGGUAAGACCGUACAUUAUCUACUUUGUAGACAGCUGCGAGUCUAUAAGAAGGAGAUUUGGUCUCUCGUUGUUGAUCAACCUCUCAAGUUUAGCUUAAUAGAAUUUGGUGAGAUCACGGGUUUAAAUACAAAUCCACUGCCAGAAGAAAGUUUUGAACCUGAUCCAGAGAAUUACAAAGCGUUGUGGGAGUUGUUGAAAGUGCCGCUUGGGUACGGACCCAAGUUUGAUGAACUUAUAGAAGCUUUAACGGACAAGUUUGAUGAACUUAUAAAAGCUUUAACGGAGUGUCCAUUCUGGAGUGCUGAUCAGCGGAAAUGGUAUGGGCUGUUGUUUCUUCAAGCCAUUGGACUUUAUGGCUUGCAUCAUAAUUGUAGAAUACCCUUUGAAAGUGCAAAAAGAGUAUUCGAUGAUGACGCCCUAAUGACUUAUCCUUGGGGUCGGACUGCCUAUGAAUUUCUUGUUGAUUCUAUCAAGUUGUUGCAUCCACAAGGAGGGUCGUACACCCUUAGCGGCUUCAAGGACGUGUUGUUGGUUUGGGUGUAUGAAUCUGUCACAGUGUUCGGAGAGCUUUAUGGCAGAAAAGUGAAUCCAGACGAAAUUCCGCUUUUGCGAUGGGGUGGAAGUCGUACUCGUGCAAGUCUUGCUACUACAAUAGCUAAAGAGAUGAAUGAUCAUGGAACGGUGCGUGUGAGGAAAAUGGUGAUGAAGGAGGGUCUAGAAGAGCUGUUACCUCAGUGGAAGGAUGAAGCAGAUGACCCACAACUUGAUAACCUAAUUAAAGAUAUACAUGCAGAUAGGUUUGUUAGAGAUUUUUAUGUGCAAUCAAAUGAGAAGAACAAAAAAACGAAGGCUGGAGUUUUGUCAGAGGCUGAGCCACCCUCAAAGAAGCAGAAGAAAGGUAAGAAACAGAAGGAGGUGAAAAUCAAUGAGGGUGAAACUGCUGUUGUAGAGGAGAAGGAGAAUGCAAAGGAGAAGGGUCGUAGCGAAGCUGUUCUGCUGAACAUAGUUGCUCAUCUCGAGAAGUUGGACCGAAAAUUUGACUCGAGAUUAACAGAAUACGACACCAAUAGUCAACCUGAAGGUCAACACGUGAUGGUCUCAGAAGACAACCAACAGCCGGAGUCCAAUAGUGGUCAACCUGAUGGUCAAAACGUGAUGGUCUCUGAAGACAACCGACAGCCGGACUCCAAUAGUGGUCAACCUGCAUCUAAGACCCCUAUUGAUAAACAGUCCGAAGACAGCCAACCGCAAAAGACCCCUGAUAAAGGCCAAUCUGAGAAGAAUCUGGCAGAUGAUAUUGCUAAAGCUGAUGCGAAAGGUAUGGAAGCAAAGCUGAAUUCGAAGGUUGUCAGGGAUAAAGCUGCUGGGGUGAAAAAGAACUUGGAUUCGGCAUUUGGUAAUGCCGAUGCAACAAAUGCUGAUUUGGUCUCUGAUUCUCCUGGUAAGGAACCACCAUUCGGACGCGGUUGCAGAGGCUUAGGGAAAAGAAAUAACUUAGCGGCUGAUUUGGAGAGGAAUGAAGCUGAGUUAAAGAAGAAGCAGAAGAAAAUUCCACAUGGAGAAGCUCACGAGGAUAUUGAGUUCUACAGAAUCCUCAUCACUCCAAGACCUUGGCCCAUCAAAGAAUAUGGAUGGCUGGUUCAAAAUCAUAUUGCUUCGUAUAUUAGAGUCCUCAUUCAAAGGUCCAAACAAGAUCCCAGUCCAUUCUGGUCCAAGCGCGUUGCCUUUAUAGACUCUUGGUUCCUUGAAUCAUGGGUUCACGAUUAUAAGGAGUUCAAAGUCAAACCGGAAAUGGUCAAAUUCAAAGAAAGUGGUUACAAAGGGUUAGCAAACGGUUUGAUCCCCACAGACAUUCAGACAAAGUUGCGGUGGUUUACAGAUGUAGAUCACUUGUACGGAGUGAUUAAUACUGGCGGCAAUCAUUGGGUGGCUUUUCACGCGGAUCUGCAUAAAGAGAAGGUUGAUUGCUAUGAUUCAAUCGUUGGAGAGCAAACACUCGAAAGUGAUCUGAGAAUGCUAAAUUUCUUUGGGCCGUUUACUCGUAUGAUCCCUGCGAUUCUGAAUGCCCUUAUUCCUGAUGAUAUCCGAGUCCUUACCAAGAAAGAGUUUGUAUUCAGACGAAGAACAAAACGUAUUGUUCCACAAAACAACCUGAGAGGCGACUGUGGAGUGUAUUCAUUGAAGUUCGUCGAGUGUCUAGCGCUUGGUGUAGCUUUUGAUGGGAUAUCGGAUGAAAAUAUUCAAGGUCUGAGAAUGAAGAUGACAGCAGAUAUCUUCAAUGAAGGAAGUUGUAGUUUGGUAGGGUCGUUUGGCGAUGAAUGA
This is a messenger RNA of Brassica rapa (field mustard), 2535 nucleotides long. RefSeq lists its product as uncharacterized. Gene Ontology annotation, biological process: proteolysis. The record is from RefSeq and is a predicted model, not a curated record. NCBI's taxonomy places the organism in Eukaryota, Viridiplantae, Streptophyta, Magnoliopsida, Brassicales, Brassicaceae. Gene Ontology annotation, molecular function: cysteine-type peptidase activity.